AUGGCGACGAGCAACGACGGCUCUUCCUCCGGAGAAGAUCGUGAAGCUCCCGAAACUACGCAUGCGUCCUUUCAUGCGACUCCGGCGCCGCUACCACCCGCCUCAAUAGAAACCAUCAUGGCGCACCUUGCACAGCAGGACGCUGCCCAGAAGGCAGCGACCGACCAAAUCGCGGCGCUCGCAAAAAUCUUAGCCCCUCUUGCCGCGAACGUGGAAGCUUCGACGGUGCAGUACCGAAGACAUAUGUUUAAUACAGAUAGAGCGAUCGGCGCGACACCGGCGCACGCUGAAGAUCAAGAUGUCAACGACGGCGAUAUGGCUCAAACCCCUGGAGGUCUUAACGCACAGACGAUAAACGAACUCGCUGCGUUAAAGCAAUCAGUGCUCGAUAUAAACUCCAAGAUUUACAACGUAACGACGUCCACUCCUCAAAUCGAGAGUGUCCUUGCAGAAUCUCUCCGGACGCCGUUCACGGAAAAAAUAAUGAAGGUUCGACUCCAAAAGAUGGAAAAGCUCCGUCUUCCGACCUUCGAUGGCGUUUCCGACCCUUCUGCCCACCUCACGUCCUUCAACAUUGCGAUGCGACGCGCAAACCUCUCUGACGAAGAAAAAGACACCGGCUUUUGUCAGCUUUUCGUCGAAAUCCUAGAAGGAGUUGCUCUCAACUGGUUCACCGGCCUCCAAGAGAACUCCGUCAGCAACUUUCACGACCUCUCGACGGCUUUCCUCAAGAACUAUAUCAUGUUUACUCGUCAGGAAGCCACCGCCACGGAUCUCUGGAAUCUCAACCACGCUAAUGGGCAAAGCCUGAGGGAUUUCAUGGAGAAGUUUAAAUCUGUCGUCUCGAAGGUCGACGUACCAAACCACAUAGCUAUAGAAUCGUUGAUGAACACCCUCCAUACUAAAUCACCAUUCCGAGCAGACCUCAACCAGCAUCCGACGAGAUCCGUACCAGAUGCUAUCGCCCGAUCCAACAACUUCAUCCGUAUGGAAGAAGACACCCGAGUGAAGGCGGCGAAAGAAGCGGCAGAAAAACAAACGACACUCGUCAGGAGCCUCGCCAGCAUUCCGCAGGCGGGAAACCCAACCAAAAGAGGGGUUACAUGA
Messenger RNA from Brassica napus (rape), 1107 nucleotides. RefSeq lists its product as uncharacterized. Bases 1 to 1107 code for a protein of 368 amino acids. NCBI's taxonomy places the organism in Eukaryota, Viridiplantae, Streptophyta, Magnoliopsida, Brassicales, Brassicaceae. The transcript has a single exon. The record is from RefSeq and is a predicted model, not a curated record.